This is a messenger RNA of Eimeria necatrix, 1136 nucleotides long. RefSeq lists its product as hypothetical. Lineage: Eukaryota; Apicomplexa; Conoidasida; Eucoccidiorida; Eimeriidae. The annotation marks the transcript as partial. The transcript is spliced from 2 exons. Gene Ontology annotation, biological process: nucleoside diphosphate catabolic process. Gene Ontology annotation, molecular function: nucleoside diphosphate phosphatase activity. The record is from RefSeq and is a predicted model, not a curated record. Gene Ontology annotation, cellular component: membrane.
AUGGCCCCGCGGGUCUUCUCCAGGGGCCCCCGUCGGGGGGCCCCCUCAUGGUCUUGGCGGCGGUCUGCUUCUGCGGAGGCCGCUCGCAGCUACGUGGCGGCCCCGGACUCUCCCCCGCAGCCUGAGGGGCCCCCCGGGGGGCCCCCCUCGGGGCCCCCCUCGGGGUCCCCCUGGUGGGGUCAGUGGUGGUGUUUGGGGGCCCCCCGGUGGGGCCUCCGUGGGUGGUGGCCGUGGGGGGGGGCCCCCCGGGGCCCCCGCGCGGCGGAAGGCAGCAGCUGGGUUUGCGCGUUCGAGGGGGCCCCCCCGGGGCGCGUCGCGGGGGCCCCCGGGCGGGGCCCCUUGCCGUUGUGGCUGGAGCGGGGCUGGGGCUGGUUGCUGCUGCUGCUGCUGCUGCUGCUGCUGCUGUCGGGGUGGGCGGUGUUGGCUGCGUGGGGUUCGGUGGGGGCCCCCCUGGGGCCCCUCCUGGGGGCCCCCCCGGCGGUGGACUACGGGGUGGUGAUUGACUGCGGGUCUCACGGCUCGCGGGUGAACGUGUUCCGCUGGCAGUUCUCGCCGGGGCUGGCUGCGGCCUUCGGGGGCCCCCCCGGGGCCUUCGCGCUGCAGCUGCAGCAAAUGGUGGCAGCAGCAGCAGCAGCACUGGCAGCAGCAGGCGUUGCUGCUGCUGCGCUGCGGGGGGUGCCGCUGUACGUGAAAGCCACGGCGGGGCUGCGCGCGCUGCAGCAGCAGCAGCGGGACCUGCUGCUGCAGCAGCUGCGGCUGCUGCUGCAGGACCAAACCCUAAACCCUUUUUUUUUCCGCGGGGACUUCGCCAGAGUCCUCUCCGGAGAAGAAGAGGCGGCCUUCUCCUGGGUGGCGGCCAACGCGCUGCAGCAAACCCUGGGGGGCCCCCCGGGGGCCUCCCGGGGGGCCCUCGAGCUGGGGGGCAGCAGUGCCCAAAUAGCCUUCAGCCCCGCAGCCACUUCUCUCCUUGAGGGUUUCUUUGCCCUUCACUUGGGGCCCCUUUACCUCCGCCUUUACGCCCAUUCUUUCCUCGCCUACGGCUGGGCCGAGCGCCUCCACCGGGCCAGCGUCAAGCUGGCCGCUGCGGGGCUUUUGGGGGCCCCCCGGGGGGCCCCCGGGGGGCCCCGGGAGGGGGC